AUGCCAAAAGUAGCCCUUGGUACUGAUGCUGCAUGGGGCAGUUAUCUCCCAUUCGCCAUUUUGCUUUCAGCAUAUCUUCUCAUUGCUAGAAUGCUCCGGUACAGACGAGCAGAAGCCAUACAAGCAGGAUUCAGCAAUGGCAAGCGACCACUGUCGAGCAUGACAACAAAAGAAGCAUACGACAUUAUGACACAGCUUCAAGAGCUCGAGUUCCCUUACACAUUUGGCAAAGCCCGAGCAAUCGCCCUGCUCAAGGCAGGUGGAAUCCCGUCAAUGUCUAAGCUGUUUGCCGUCACCGGACAGAACACCAGACGAAAUGCCGGAAAGCGUGCCGUCGACACCGAAAUCUUGCUGCGGGAAGUACAAUCGAAAGACCGCCAAUCAAUCCGAUACAUGGAGGCAGUAGCUCGGAUGAACUACCUGCACGCACGAUACCGUAAAGCCGGUAAGAUCUUGGAUGAAGACUUGUUGCAUACUCUGGGCGAUGGGCUCUUGGAGUCUUUUCGUACCGUGGACACUGGGGAAUGGCGAAGCCUCACUGAUGUGGAGAGAUGUGCUAUUGGGAUCUUCCACAAGAACUUGGGCGAGGACAUGGGGAUUCCGUUCACGCCUUUGCCAUCUUGCCAAACUGGAUGGGAUGAUGGGCUUCAUUUUGCGAUGGAACUGAGAGACUGGACACUUCAGUAUGAAAAGGAGGUGGCGAAGCCUGUGGCAACUAACGAUCAGUAUGUCAGAGUCUACGUUGACUCGGUCACUGCUGCUUUGCCGAAGCCCUUCACUACACUUCUCCGAAAGGUGCUUGGUUACGAACUGGACGAUACGAUGCGAAGCAGUCUCUGCAUCGAAAGCCCAGGAGUACUCCUUAAAGCCCUUUUAGCCAUCGUACAAACCACCCGGAAGCUUUCCCUCCGAUACCUAGCUCUUCCAAGGCCCUCCUUCCUCGCUGUCAAGCUUGUCGACGACAAGCCAAACCCAGCAUCCGGCUUAUACAACUUCAGACACCUUGGCUUCCAGCCAUGGUACAUCAAGCCCGAUUUUUGGGCAAAAUGGAGCCCAUCGGCUUUACUUAUGAGGGUUUUCGGUGCAAGGGCUCCCGGGACAGCUGGCGAGAGGUACCGUCCUCAGGGUUAUGAUUUGAAGACGAUAGGUCCACAGCCUCAGGAGGGAAAGGGGCUUGAUGAUAUGAUGGCGACUGUUGAGUAUCUCAAGUCGCGUGGUGAAUCUGGGUGUCCGUUCUCUAAGAUGGGGAAAAACUGA
Aplosporella prunicola CBS 121167 is the source of this 1257-nucleotide messenger RNA. RefSeq lists its product as uncharacterized. The record is from RefSeq and is a predicted model, not a curated record. The coding region runs from base 1 to 1257 and encodes 418 amino acids. Gene Ontology annotation, molecular function: oxidoreductase activity. The transcript has 3 exons. NCBI's taxonomy places the organism in Eukaryota, Fungi, Ascomycota, Dothideomycetes, Botryosphaeriales, Aplosporellaceae.